Molecule: messenger RNA, 1139 nt
Organism: Arachis ipaensis
Lineage: Eukaryota; Viridiplantae; Streptophyta; Magnoliopsida; Fabales; Fabaceae
Source: RefSeq, a predicted model, not a curated record
AUGACUAAAUGAAAUUUAUGAGAAACGUCGAUCAUGGAUAACAUGUUAUAUCCGAGGGAAGUUCUUUGCUGGAUUUAGGACUACAUCACACUGCGAUGGUUUGCAUUCAUUGAUUGGGAAGUAUACUAAGCCUCAUUAUGACUUAUUCGAGUUUAUUGAGCACUUCCAACGAAUGUUGGGCCAUAUGCGGUUUAGGAAAUUUUAUGCUGAAUGUGAAUCUGCUCGUGGAGUUCCAAUUAUGCAAAAUUGUAUUGAACCCCUUGAGAUGUGUGUUGCUGAUACUUACACAAGGGAGGUAUUCUUUUUAUUUAGGCCUAUUCUUGUUCGGUUGGGUGCAAUGAGAGUCGUGGAUUACUAAACAAGAGACAACAGUGUAAUUUAUUAUGUUUGUAGGUAUGCCAAACCAACCAACGUGUGGGAGGUUGAGUGGGUGGAUAAUGGUAACGCAAUCACUUGUUUAUGCAUGCGUAUGGAAUCAUUCGGCAUUUUCUAUGAACACAUUAUCUCUGUAUUGGUCCAUAGGGAUGUGCGAAAAAUCCCUAAAUGUCUAGUGUUGCAUAGAUGGACUAAAAAAGCAAAAGAAUCUAUGUCUGAGUCAAGUAGUUUUACUAGCGAAUUACAAGCCAGCAGUCGACUUUGUAUCCUCAAUGAGUGUGAUAGGAUGAUGUGAGAGGUUACAUGUGCUACUACAGAUAGGUUCUAUGAAGCAAGGGAUCUUAUGCUUGAUCUUUAUAGCUCAUACAAAGCACUCGAUGAAGGGAACACGCCUUCGAAACCUGGACUGGGAGGUGGUACCAAUCCUAAAGGGCAUAGUGGUCGAAAAAAGCGCCAACGUUGCAGCAAUUGCAAGAAACCUGGUCAUAAUAAAACUUCUUGUUCAAAGCACAAUGAAAAUGCUUUCAGUACACAAGGUAGCUCUACCCGUCAAACUGAUACAAUUUAUGAUGGUGAAUGCAUGGAUAAUGUGGAAUACGAAACUCAAGAGUGGUGGCGAACUAUGGGAUUUAGAUAUAGCUUUGUUCGUGAUUAAUUUUGAUAGUUGAUUAGGGGAAUAUACAGUUAUUAACUAAACUAUAAAUUAUUACUGCUUCUUUUGUUUAUUUUUAAUAGUAGAUUUUAAUUUAGGACAAUCAAUUAAA